Ogataea philodendri is the source of this 636-nucleotide messenger RNA. RefSeq lists its product as uncharacterized. Gene Ontology annotation, cellular component: spliceosomal complex. The transcript has a single exon. Gene Ontology annotation, biological process: mRNA splicing, via spliceosome. The record is from RefSeq and is a predicted model, not a curated record. Bases 1 to 636 code for a protein of 211 amino acids. NCBI's taxonomy places the organism in Eukaryota, Fungi, Ascomycota, Pichiomycetes, Pichiales, Pichiaceae.
AUGAACUUCUCUUUGAAGAAACCGGGAUCCAAAAUUGGGUUCUCGGUCAAGAAGAAGGCCUCGGCAGUGAAGAAGAACGAUCUGUUUGGAGCAGAGGAGAAAACUGAAACGAAAACCCAAAUCAGUUCUGUGCAGGACAUUGAACAGAAAAAGGAAGAGCCUUUGGUAAUUCAGCCUGUGGUGAAAGCGUCUGGAUGGGAGGCACGAAGGAAACAGCGCCAAGAGGAAAAGAAGUUGGAAGAGUCACCCAAACUCGAGUUUGGACUCAACAAGCAGAAUAAGACCACAGCUUCUCAGCCAUCGUCGCGGUCGGUUCCAUUGAUUACCCAGGAAACUGAGGAUGGCGAGGCUCCAACACUUUCGAGCUACGAGAAAAUGCCCGUUGAGAAGUUUGGCGAGGCGAUGUUGCGAGGAAUGGGUUGGAACGGGUCGAAAGCAGGCUCGAGGCCGUCUAACUCCAAACCUAGGAUCCCAUACCUUGGUUUGGGAGCCAAACCGUCUCCGGCACAAGAAGAUCGGUCCAUUCGCCAAGAUACCACGUAUGUUCCCGUGGUAAGAAGAUCAGAAUCAAGUCAGUCGCAGGAACGGUCCCGGUCGCGAUCUCCAACCCGGGCGUUGGAGUACAGAGAGCGGUAA